This is a messenger RNA of Cygnus atratus (black swan), 7283 nucleotides long. RefSeq names its product ST6 beta-galactoside alpha-2,6-sialyltransferase 2 (gene ST6GAL2). The record is from RefSeq and is a predicted model, not a curated record. Gene Ontology annotation, molecular function: sialyltransferase activity. Lineage: Eukaryota; Metazoa; Chordata; Aves; Anseriformes; Anatidae. Bases 713 to 2392 code for a protein of 559 amino acids. The transcript is spliced from 6 exons.
GGUUUUAUUCCGAAGGGGGAGGGUUUCUGCUCCGCAGCCUUUCGCUGGGAGGGAGGAAAACCCUCUCCGUGCAGCCGUAGGGACUGGAGGUGGCACGGCUCGGUGGCUUCUUGGCUCUAACAGUUUUCAGGCGGGGAGUGCGCGGGGUGUGUUUUGGGGAAGGGCUCGCCUGCUUAAAGGGCUUGAAUAGAUGUGUUUGGGGAAGCGGUGCUUUCCAGGAAUCUCAAUGAGACCUUUUCUUGCGGUUGCUUUUUCAGGGCUUAUUUUAUUAGUUCUACAUUUGCUUGUGCAGAUCGCGCUUAUAAGUAGUUAGCAAUCGUAUUAGCAUAUAAAAAUCGAUAUUCUCAGAGGAAAAAAUAAGGUUUCUUUGAAUUUACCUCUAAUAAGCAACAUAGAUCACUUUUGUGGACCACUUGUAUAUUUUACUGGGAACAUUAUCUUCUGUAAUGCUCCACUAUCAUUUGUGGUUUAUUCUGUCAUGGUAAUGUGUUUCACUUAGUACUAGAAAUAAAAUUUGCUAGCUUACUCGUUUGAGUAUGUUACUUGAUAACUGUUGGAGUAAGAUUUAGUCAUCUCAUUUCUUCAUCGAGGAAGAAAUAUUAAGUAAUAUGCUGGAGGCAGCAGCAGACCUCAAGGUUAAGGUUUUCGCUAGCUUUUCAGUCUGCUUUCCCUUUUUCAGUCUUGCAAACUUUCUGAACUUUAACCCUUUGCAAUGAAACUUUCCAGGCGUGGUGUCUGCGUCCAGGUUUCAUUUUCCUUCACCAAUACUUCAAGGUACAGAGGAGCUGGUAAAGGCACUGCCAUGAAACCAAACUUGAAGCAAUGGAAACAACUUAUGCUGUUUGGGAUCUUUGCAUGGGGUCUGCUUUUUCUGGUGAUCUUCAUCUAUUUUACAGAUAGCAAUACUGCUGAGCCCGUUCCCAGUUCCUUUUCUUACGUUGAAACUAAGAGGCUUCUGCCCCUUCAGGGGAAGCAGAGAGUCAUAAUGGGAGCCAUACACGAUCCGUCAUUCUAUGAAACCAUUGAUGGGAAUGAGGUACUUCUGAAUGAAGACCUUUUAGGUACAUUUAAAUCAGGGACUGGAAGUAUUAAGAAAUGGACUGAUUUGGAAGAUGCCUUUAGAAGUGAAGAUGAGUAUUUUCCAUCCCAAUUAGGAAGAAAAUCAAAAAGUGCUUUCUACCAAGUGAAUGAUGAUUAUUUAUUUGCUGCUGGUCAGCCUCGGUCGCACAGCAACCUUCAAGAGAUAGCAAAAUUCAUCUCAGCAGAUGAGAAUAAUCCAAAAGAAAAUAUUUUACAGAACAACUGGGGCCAUCAGAGAAGAAUGAGGAGAAGGAGCGCAAAGCACAGGAGAAGCAAGAUGCUUGAUGAAUCUGAUGACUGGGAUGGGCUGUAUUCCACGAUGUCGAAAUCUUUUCUUUACAAGCUUUGGAAAGGGGAUGUCUCUUCCAAGAUGCUAAACCCUCGACUGCAGAAGGCGAUGAAAGAUUAUUUGAGCACUAAUAAGCAUGGGGUGCGGUUCAAAGGGAAACGAAACUCUAAGUUGACAGGCGACCAGCUUUUCUGUGAGCUAAAAGAAAGGGUGAAUGUGAAAACAAUAGAUGGCAAGGAGGCUCCCUUCUCCACUCUUGGAUGGGAGAAGCACGUUCCCCAGAUUCCACUGGGCAAAUUGUAUACACAUGGCUUUGGGAGUUGUGCUGUAGUUAUGUCUGCUGGUGCCAUACUGAACUCCUCUCUAGGGGAUGAAAUAGAUUCUCACGAUGCUGUUCUAAGAUUUAAUUCUGCUCCAACACGUGGCUAUGAAAAAGAUGUUGGAAAUAAAACAACCAUGCGAAUCAUCAACUCCCAGAUUCUCACCAACCCAAACCAUCACUUUGUUGAAAGCUCCUUGUACAAAGAUGUUAUCUUAGUAGCCUGGGAUCCUGCCCCCUACUCUGCAAAUCUGAACGUGUGGUAUAAGAAGCCAGACUACAAUCUGUUCACUCCAUACGUACAGCAUCGCAGGAAGAAUCCAAACCAGCCAUUUUAUAUUCUUCAUCCAAAGUUUAUAUGGCAGCUCUGGGACAUCAUUCAGGAGAACACUAAAGAGAAGAUACAGCCCAACCCUCCUUCUUCAGGUUUUAUUGGUAUCCUCAUCAUGAUGUCCAUGUGUGACGAAGUGCACGUGUACGAGUACAUCCCUUCAGUCCGACAGACCGACCUAUGCCACUACCAUGAACUCUACUACGAUGCAGCUUGUACCUUAGGGGCCUAUCACCCGCUACUCUAUGAGAAGCUGUUAGUGCAGAGAAUGAACAAAGGUUUGCAGGACGACCUGUAUCGGAAGGGGAAGGUCAUUUUGCCAGGAUUCAAAUCUGUCAAGUGCCCCAAACGAAAUAAUUUCCCACACUUGUAGAAGAGAGUCCUUCAGAAACAAUGUGCAAUAAGGUACUACUGUCGUACUAUAAACAAGGAGAGAAUACUUGAAAAAUGUAUCUUAGACCAAUCUAGUCUUGAGUCUAUAAAUUGUAAUUAAGUAGCAGGCAUGAGAAAUACUUCUUUUCUGAGCCUGAGUAUUUAUUACUGCUUUGCAAAUAAUUAAAGAAAAAAAAGAAAAGCUUAGCUUAUGAAAGGUGCAGAGGACAUACUUAGGCAGACGUAUAAUGUAUUGUUGUGGGUGUGACUGUCAGAAUUUGUCAGUGGUCUCUUAUGCCACAUAUGCUAAAUUGUAACUUUUUUUCUAAAUGAAUUUAUUUAACUGUUAAAUCUGGCAUUGUGAAACAGCCUGUAUCGUUCAUGUACAGAGCUGCCAGUUGAACAAUGCAGCAUUUCUCAUGGCUCCAUGGGAUUUUCACACUCUCCAAGAAUGAAGUAAUUGCUACUCUGAGCUGUGCGUUCAUUGAUUAGAGGAGACUUUUAAUUCCCGUUCACACACAGGUUUAGUUACAGGCUUCCAAAAGUAUAGGGGGCCUUGUGCUGUUUAUAAAGUCAAUGCAGACACACAAACCAGCUAAAUCAGUAAAACUACUGGAUGUAGCUUUGAUCACACUGCUUUGGUCACACCAUUGCUCACACUGUGUGGGGCAGAGGGAAAUGAGAAAUUUGUCAUUUCUGUAGAAAGCAACAAAUAUAUUGGUAACUCGUUCAGGAAGAAACUUCUCCCUGAGAGGCCCAUGAAGAAAGUGUGAGGGCAAUUAUGCCUUGCCCUGGUGUGCACAGAUAAAAACUAUCCAAAGAAAGCCAAAGGAGGCUGUGUAGCGCACAUAUCACACUGAAAGCAAAUGUAGAGGGAGCUCACCUUUCUGCAGCAAAGAUAGCAUUCAAGAUUAUAGACAUCAUUUGUUAGGCAUUUCAUUGUGAUACAAAUCAAUUUCACUUGCUCACAAGUUACUGCUGUUAAGUAUGGGGAGUUGUCUGACAAAAGAGGAUAUCAGCUUUUUUUUUUUAUUUAUUUUUAUUUUUUAUUUAACCUUUGAAAGGCUAUACCCCAGAGAAGCUGUAAUGCCUGGAGAAAAAAAAAAAAACAAACUGACUGUGGAUUGCAUAUGGAGAUAAUUUAAUAUUUUCCUUCGUAACUCACAAUGAGAAUAUUCUCUAAGGCUGUUCUGAAAAUCCACCUGAACACUAACACAUUUAAAACAGUACAACUUCAGUUUCAGAUUUUCUUAUAGGCUGGAGCAUUUGUUGAUGUUGUUGUUGUGUUAUUCUUUUUCCUUGUUUUUUUUGUCGUUCUUUUUCCACACAACUGUACCCUUUCUCUUAGGGUAAGUUCAGUAGAAAAGUAUGUGUCCAAAACCACAGCUGUAACCUUUUUAUGUCCAUUCAGUAAAAAUGCAAACAAUUCAAAGAGGCACUGAAGAGUAGCUGAGUUGAGUGGUUGUGGUGGAAAGUAUCUUUUGUCUUUUGUCUUAAGCAACAGGAAGGCAAUUAAAGAGUGCAAAUGGUAUUAAUGACUACUUCCUAUUCAAUAGUAAUGUAAGUAUCACCAGAGAAUUCUUUUUCUGUCACUCUGCUCUUAGGGACUGAUCAUUUUUCCCUCCUCAGAAGUGAAUAAAAUGUCUUCUGUGGGGCUUAGCUUUCUUUUCCUAUGUAGCCUCAUAAUUUGGGCUAUAUGGUACUCUAAGAUUCCUCUUGUUGACAGACAGUGUGUCCAGAUGGUCUAAAAACUGUACUUCUGUGUUGUGUGGAUAAUCAUGUCCAUGAAUCAUUUUGGUCCAUAUUGAAAUGAAUGGUUUUUAUUUAUGUUAGCUUUAGACUCUGGAUAUAUUACAUACUGAUUUUUUUUUAAUGUUGUAAGUCAGCAGCUUUUAUUCUUAAUAACAUUGUUAUUUAAUCUUGCAGAGAAAAGAUAACCUACUUAGAGCUAUUCUAUUUUUCCACAUGCUUGGUAACCUGUUUGCAAAACAUUUGAAGUCUGAACCAGUACUGUCAAAUAUGUCUCUCUCUCUCCAGUAUGUAGGAUUAGCUACAACAUCUUUGUAAAGAAAGGGACUUGAUUACCUUUCUAGGACUAAUGAAUAUACUACUUUUCCAUAAACAGGAAAUGAUCAAGUUCUUAAAAAAAUAAAUAAAUCACUUUGGUCUGCAAUCACUAACCUUAAACUUUGUUUUCCACGAAGAAGAAAAAUACUAACUGUAUUUCUCAACUACCCACAGCAGGAUUAUGUUGUAUUACUCCCUUGGUAAUCUGUCAGAAUAAUCCACAUAUCUGUUGUACAGAACAGUGGGAAUUUUACAAGGUCUCAUGUAACAGGUGAUGAACAUACCUACUUAAUACAUCAUUUAAAUAACGAUGCAGAACCACGUCUGAGACAUCAGAAAACUAACUGUAUAUUUUUAAUUUACUGGACUCUGCACAUUCAAGCCCUUUCAGCAGAAUCGUCUUUGCCAGUAUGCCAAGACUCUUUAACCUCUGAAGAUAAUUACUGCAACUGUUUCCAGGAGAAUGUGGUGUGUUCUUGCCAGCUGCAUCCUGAUUUAUACAGCAGUCAAUCAAUGCUCCUUCCACUAGUGCUGUGUGGGUGCUGUAGCAUCACCUUAGAAGAUGCCACAGAGCUGUGCUGGCAGCAAUUACUUUCUUGCAGUGGAGGAAGACCAACUUGUGAUGCCCAUCUUCUUGAAAAAAUAAGGACCCCAGGAGUGGCUUCCCAGGACUGGUUUCCACUGUGAUGUUUCAUUGGUCUGUCUGAUCAAACACCUGGUGGCUACUUAAAGAGACUUUAUUACCCUACCAUGUCUUGUCCUUCUUUUUUUGACGCAAGUGCAAGUGCACUUGAUUUGCUAACCAAGGGCUCACCUCCACUUUGUGCAACAGGGGAACGGGCAGAAAUGAAGAGGGAACAUAAAGGACCUUCAGAGGUGCUGCCUUCACCAGUGCAUACACUCUCUGUGGCUUUGGCUUUGGUGGCUUUCAUGUGAGCUCACCAUGUAUUUUUGCAUUUACAGGCAUAUUUCGCUGUCCCUCAGAAGGGCAGAGAGGUCUUUACAAAGAUUCAUUCAACUUGAAACGAUGAGUGAGCGUGUAGUAACACUGAAUCUACAAUCUUUUAAUAAUAGUAACAUGUGAGAGUGCUGGUUUUAGAUACUUACAUUAAAUGCAGACAAUGUGAAAGGAAAUGCAUUUUCCCACGCAGAUAUCACAGGGUUGUGUAGUGUUUUUUUUUUUUGUUAUCUUUUUUCUUUUUUUUUUCUUUAAAAAAAAAAGAUAUAGGCAUGGCUUCUUAGCUCUUCUGUGUGGCUAUUGUACACUAACAGAGAGUACCAUAGGCAAGGGAGGUCUGCACAAGCCUGGCUCUUGACAUGUGUCAUCAGCAAAGCAAAUGCUAGGCGAUUCCUGAGCUCCCUUUACACGUGGUACAAUGAUGCAGGUUUUAAAUGUAUGGAGGUUUCCUGACAAGUAGGAAUAAAUUGCCUUCAAAAGCUUUAGAGACUCUUUUCUGUACCCUGGUGCUGUGGACAAAAGUUGCACUUAGUUGAAACAAAACAGAAACACAGCAGCAUCCUAAGUAAAUAUGCUGAGUUUAUGUUGAAUUGCAUUAUGCUCUUUUUCCCACUGUGAAUUCUUUUUUGACUUGUGGUGCUCUAUCCUUUUAUACAUUCAGCCUUUGGAUGGUUAAGUCAAGGUAUUCUUCUGUUUAUUAAAGAAAAAUUAUGACAGAUUUUGCCUCACUUUGAGCCAAAAUCUUUCUUUCUAAUUAUUAAUUGUUCCAUUUGUUUAUAGUUCUAAAACUUAACCUGCGCAUAAACUCACAGUUCAGUUUAGUAAUUCCUUAAAUUAAACUACUAAACCUUAAGAAAUAUGUACAUUAAGACAGAGAGAGAUUGUUUACACACUCUAACCUGCAAUCUCUCUGUACAAAUUCAACUAAAUCAUUGCUUGUCUUUGAUCAGGACACUUUCUUUGAUGAAAACAUCCAAAUUCUGAACUUGUUCCUACAGAUCUCUUGGCAAACUCAACAAAACCAAGAGAGUUUUUUACUUAAAUUAAGACAAGUAUCUACACUACAUGGUUGCACAGACGGAACUCAAUCAUUUUGGAGGUGGAUUGAUCUAAAUAGGAGUUCAAAAUAGAUGUAGACCAGCUCAAUACAUAAUGAUUUUAUUAUUAUUAUUAUUAUUUUUCCCCAUUUCCUUCCUCCUCAGCAGUUCUUAAGGAUCGAAAAUACCACUUGGACAGUGACAUAGAUGUACCAUGAAAAGAAUAUUGAAUGUAUUGACUGCAAAAAUAAAUGGCUACUCCUUUUCCCUUCAUGCUUUCUAGAAUUGAUGAAUAUUAAAUAAAUUAAAUUGCUAUUUGAAAUAAGUAAUUCAGAAGACUGUAAUUAGAAAGCAUCUAGAUAUUUCCUGGAAGCUAUCCUCUCACAUGCAAGGAGGAUACCUGAUUUAACUGUUUGAAAAUUAAAGUAGCCCAUGUCUGGGCAUACCUGCAUCAUUAAAUGAAUUUUAACACUAUAAAUUUAUUCUCUCUGCCUUAGUGAUCAGAUUCAGAGUUUUGUUCUUGAAAUAAGCUUUGUGUGUAAAAGCCUUACAUUUAUCCAUAUCAUCUCAUCACUCAUAAUAUGUAGUCAUCGAACUAUUCAAAUAUAGACUGUGUACUUUUUUAAUAGCUUUGAGAAUUAUUUUGUAUGAUGAUUUUUUUAAAUGAAUGUGUACUCUAAUAACAAAGCUUAAGAUUUUACAGGAGUCACAUUUUUAAGCAGUGUUUGUAUACAUUUUAACACUUUUUAUAUUUUCUAUUAUGAUUUUGUAUAUUUUUAUGUAUGCACAGUGUACAGAUUUUUUCCUGUAAAUAAAACAUUGGUUUUCAU